AGUGAUGAUUCUGACAUUUGGGAUGACACUGCACUGAUAAAGGCCUACGACAAAGCAGUUGCAUCAUUUAAGGUGCCUCUAUAGUGUUAUUAUAGCAUUCUGUUGACCGUGUUCUUAUUUUCCUCAUAUAGAUUGAUAAUUAGGUUGAGAAACAUGCAUCAGUAUCAUAUCAUUACAGCUACAGUUUGUGUAUUAUAGUAGGCAAACAUGUCUCCUAAAGUAGCAUCUCAGAAAAGUAUCCGUGAAAAUGUUCUGUUAUCCCUCUGACGUCAUGCUACAUUUUGAUACUUUUUUACCCAUUGAUCCUGACUGUCAGACUGCCCUGAAGGGUGAGGAGGACACGCCAAUCUCAAAGAAAGACAACCCUGGAAAGAAACGGAAAACCAACAAAAAGAACCGCAGCAGAAAGAGAAGUAAUGCUCCUUACGAUAAAGAGGUAGGUACUGCCCAAUAAAACUCUGUUAAAUUAAAGGGUCUAACCUAACAGAACAAUUAUUGUGUUGCAGUGGCGAGUCGGCGAGCCCUGCUGUGCCUACUGGUCUGAAGACGGCAAGCUUUACGCUGCCACUAUCUCCUCCAUAGACGAGAAGAGGGGUACCUGUAUAGUUGUGUUCACAGACUAUGGGAACGAGGAGGAGCAGAACCUCCGAGACCUUCUGACUGAGAGCUCCGAGGUAGAGGAGGAAGCCCCCAACAAGGUACAUUUAGGAUGUUUGUGAAGAUGAUCCUAAGUGCAUGAUUGGUUUUGUAAAUACGGAAGAGAAUGGACGGUUAGCCUGGUGGAACUAGCCUGAUCGCUGCAUUCACCAUUCUGUUUUACUGCACGUGAAGUGAAAUAGAAUGGUGAACUCAGCACUCAGGCUAGUGGACACUGGACAGUCAGUUUGCAUUCACAGAUUGGAGAGAAGUGAUUUAGGCAUAGAAGUCAGACCUCAAUUACAUUUGAAUGAAUUUUGUCAGAGAUUUUUUGGAGUGUUCUUAUUUCUCUUUCUGUAAUGCAGGUUAAAGAAGCAGAGUCUUCUACAAAGGAGGGCGAUAGGUCGUCCGCCCCACACCCUCACAGUCACGUGCCAUGCUCUAAACCCAAAUCCAAAUCCCCCAAAGGACCUCCAAUGUGGGGUCCAGGUUUCCCUGGCCUUCCCCCAGGUCCCCCUCCCAUGCCUGGCUUUAGAAUGGUAAGUCGACCCUAAUUGUAGGUUGUCAGUCACUAUUCAUCCAUGCAUUACUUCUUAACAUAUGAAAAGCGCCAACACAUUUGGGUGAACUUUUGCUUUAACUUUCAUUUGGAAGUUGCGUAACAGGCAGAGACGGCAUUUGAAACAUGAAAUCUUGUAUGUGAGGAUGGAAUUAAAUCCUUUAUUUGACAAUGGAGUGUGCAUAUUGAAGCUGUUGUUCUGUCUACAGGGAGACUCUAGACGACAUGGGUCCUCCGGGCCUGCCCCUCCAGGAUGGCCUCCCAUGAUGCCCUCUGGGCCACCGGUAAGAUAGAUUCUAGAGCACAGAAAGAUUUUCUCUGGUAUUUGACAUGUUGCCCGUAGAAAGCAGACUAUUCUCAUAUCAUAUGGCGCUUAUUGAGCAGUGUCGCUGGUACAUUUCUAUCUGCAAUGUUCUGAAAGAUGCACCAGUCUGAACAUGGUUGUUUUGCCUCUGUCAGAUGAUCCCUCCCCCUCCCCCCAUGAGUCCAGAUGGAGAGGAUGAUGAGGCCUUGGGAAGUAUGCUGAUCGCCUGGUACAUGAGUGGAUACCACACCGGAUACUACCUGGUACAGUUACAUGCCAUCCACAUCAUGUCUUGCAUACUGUAGAUGAGAUAGGAAUAGAUUAUUACUGAUGGUUAUGUUGAAUAAUUCACUAUCUAAUACGCAUACCGGCAGCUACAUGGAUACACGUUCUGUUCUUAUUUUGUAUUUCUCGUUUGUUUUUGUUCUACCUUGUUAUUUUUAGUAUUACAUUGUUAUUCAUUACUGCAUUGUUAUUCAUUACUGCAAGAAAGGCAUUUCACUGUACUUGUGCAUGUGACAUUGAAACUUGCCGAAUCUGGGGUGUGGUUACAUGGAUCACGUGAUGAUUGAUCGGACAUACAUUUUUUGUUAAAUACCAGGUGUAAACGGGUUUUUCAAUGCAAAAGGAAGUCUGUGUCUAAGUUGCUUCUUUUCUUUUCACUUAUAGGGGUUAAAACAAGGCCGCAAAGAAGCUUCUGGAAAGAAGGCUCACCACAAGUGAAGAAGGGGACUUCCGUCCUUACCUGGUAAAGAAAUAAUAGUUUGCCAUUUUUAGUCAUGUACUAAACUGAUUUACUUUAGUGUUUUUUUAUUGUGUUGUAGCCAUUACCUGCUAGGAAAGGAUUCCAUUGAAUUCUUCCUUGACUGACUUGCAUGAGCCUCUGAUGAUUCGAUUGCCACUUUGUGGAAAGAAUAUAAUUAUGUUGCCAUUUCAGACAAACCAUCAACUAAUAUCUUCAAAACGUUUGUGUUCAUCCCUGCACAAAAACAAAAAAAACUAUUACCUUUGUGUUCUGCUGCCCAUCCUAGGUGUUUGUCUCCAUCCCAGAUCCAGAGGACUGGAGUGCUGUGAAUGAAUUGUAACAUGUGUGAAUGAACUCUUGUUUCAAAGCCUCCAAGUGUUUCAGGGUUAGGUUUUGUAUUCUUUGUAAAUAAACCAAAUAAAGGCUCUUAGCUCACAAUUUGCUGUU
Coregonus sp. 'balchen' is the source of this 2691-nucleotide messenger RNA. The record is from the annotation of a GenBank genome assembly. Lineage: Eukaryota; Metazoa; Chordata; Actinopteri; Salmoniformes; Salmonidae.